Molecule: messenger RNA, 1140 nt
Organism: Pseudomassariella vexata
Lineage: Eukaryota; Fungi; Ascomycota; Sordariomycetes; Amphisphaeriales; Pseudomassariaceae
Product: phospho-2-dehydro-3-deoxyheptonate aldolase
Exons: 3
Coding region: 1-1140 (379 amino acids)
Biological process (GO): aromatic amino acid biosynthetic process
Cellular component (GO): cytoplasm
Molecular function (GO): 3-deoxy-7-phosphoheptulonate synthase activity
Source: RefSeq, a predicted model, not a curated record
AUGCCCGGAGUCGACAUGGCGGCACCCCUCGUGGAUGACAUGAGAGUCCUGGGUCAGGACCCUCUGAUCCCGCCUGCACUCCUGAUUUCCGAAAUUCCCAUGACCGAAUCUGCCCUCGAGACCGUAGUCAAGGGCCGUCGCGAAGCAGCUGCAAUCGUUAUGGGUCGGGACGACCGGCUUCUCGUCAUUAUCGGACCCUGCUCGAUCCAUGACCCUGCCACGGCGCACGAGUACUCGGCUCGCUUGAAGGCGCUUGCUGAUAAACUUUCGGGUGACCUUUGCAUCAUAAUGCGAGCUUAUUUGGAAAAGCCGCGCACAACGGUGGGCUGGAAGGGUCUUAUCAACGACCCGGAUAUCGACCAGAGCUUCAAGAUCAACAAGGGUCUACGUGUGUCUCGACAGUUGUUCGCCGACCUCACCCACAACGGCAUGCCCAUUGCCAGCGAAAUGCUGGAUACCAUCUCCCCCCAAUUCCUCGCCGACUUCAUCUCCGUUGGUGCCAUUGGUGCCCGAACUACUGAGUCACAAUUGCACCGGGAGCUGGCGUCCGGCUUGUCUUUCCCUAUCGGCUUCAAGAAUGGUACGGAUGGCAACCUCGGCGUGGCCAUUGACGCUAUUGGCGCUGCGGCAUCAAAGCAUCAUUUCAUGGGUGUCACAAAGCAGGGUUUGGCUGCUAUUACACGGACAAAGGGUAAUGAGCAUGGCUUCGUUAUCCUCAGGGGUGGUACCAAGGGCCCCAACUUCGACAAGGAGAACGUUCAAGCUGCCAAGCAGACACUAAUCAAGAAGGGUCAAAAGUUGGCGAUUAUGAUUGAUUGCUCGCAUGGCAACUCGAACAAGGACCACCGAAACCAGCCAAAAGUUGCCAAGGUGGUCAGUGAUCAAUUGCGGGAAGGCGAGAGGUCUAUCAUUGGUGUGAUGAUCGAGUCCAACAUCAAUGAAGGCAAUCAAAAGGUGCCUGCUGAGGGCCCGGCAGCUCUGAAGAAGGGCGUCAGUAUCACAGACGCCUGCAUCGAUUGGGAGAGCACAGUCACUGUCCUAGAAGACCUCGCAACUGCUGUGAGGGAACGGAGGGAGAAGAACGGCACGGCAAAUGGCAAUGGGGAGGAGCACAAGACCACACUACUCGAGGAAGACUAA